This is a messenger RNA of Scutellospora calospora, 589 nucleotides long. Lineage: Eukaryota; Fungi; Glomeromycota; Glomeromycetes; Diversisporales; Gigasporaceae. The record is from the annotation of a GenBank genome assembly.
AUGUCAGAACAUAGAACUCAAUCAGUUUUUUCUUAUCCUUCUCCUGCAACAAAUCCUCCUCCAAAAACAGACAUAUCUCUAAGAGAAAUUUUAGAUACAUAUCGUGAUAAUAAUGAUCUAUUGAAACAAAUUCUCGCAACUAAGGCGGAGGAAGAUAAGAGACGUGCUGAAGAAGAAAAGUAUAAAACUGAAGCUGUACGUUUACAAUGCAAACAAGUAGAAUUAGAGAUGUUAAAAGAACAAAAAAAACCACCGACUAUUAUCACUGGAGUGCCACCGAUGAAUACAUCAAACAGUUUUAAUAUGAAAUCACCUUCAGAAAUCAAUAGCCCAUACCUACCGAUACCACCACCAAACGAUACGCAUUAUCCUGCCACUACUCCAACAAGUGCGACACGUUUAUCACCACCAUCAUCUUCUAACCACGGAAAUGACAAUUCAUCUUAUAAUCACAAUGGGAUAUCUUCGCACAAUUCCUAUAAUCCAUUAAGCCAAAGACCCUCAUUAACAUUAUCCAUUCCUUCGUUCCCAAUUAUAACGGCGUCUCCAACUACGAUUCAUAAUCAGCACCCAUUUUCCACCCCUACAA